Molecule: messenger RNA, 197 nt
Organism: Perkinsus marinus ATCC 50983
Lineage: Eukaryota; Perkinsozoa; Perkinsida; Perkinsidae
Exons: 1
Molecular function (GO): structural constituent of cytoskeleton
Source: RefSeq, a predicted model, not a curated record
GUAGGUUAGAACAAGAGAGAGUUUCUCGUGAGACGAAACUAACGGAGUUACGUGAAACACUUAUGGAGUGUAAAAGACUGCGGGAAAAGGGAGACGAGAAAUUUCAAACUUUCAUUCUCGACGAGGUGGCCACCAUUAAGAACAAUCUCGUCCUCGAAGCUCAACAACGAGAGCAGUGCGAUGAUGAUAUUGUACAA